Molecule: messenger RNA, 1789 nt
Organism: Cyprinodon variegatus (sheepshead minnow)
Lineage: Eukaryota; Metazoa; Chordata; Actinopteri; Cyprinodontiformes; Cyprinodontidae
Product: dnaJ homolog subfamily C member 11-like
Exons: 16
Coding region: 22-1704 (560 amino acids)
Biological process (GO): cristae formation
Source: RefSeq, a predicted model, not a curated record
AUAAAGGCGCGACACGCAAACAUGGCGGCGUCUACGGAAGAUGAUUUCGAGUUUAAUACUCAGGACUACUAUUCUCUUCUCAACGUGAGGAAAGAGGCCACAUUGGAGGAGCUGAAAGCUUCGUAUCGGAGGCUAUGUAUGCUGUAUCAUCCUGACAAACAUCGGGACCCUGAACUAAAAAGACAGGCGGAGCAGCUUUUCAAUCAGGUUCACCAAGCCUAUGAAGUGCUGAGUGACGCUCACUCCAGAGCCAUCUAUGACAUCUUUGGGAAGAAAGGGCUGGAGGUGGAAGGCUGGGAGGUGGUGGAGAGGAAGAGGACACCUGCGGAAAUUAGAGAGGAAUAUGAAAGGCUUCAGAGAGAAAAAGAAGAGAGACGGCUGCAGCAAAGAACUAAUCCCAAGGGCACAAUAAGUGUUGGCGUGGAUGCAACAGACCUGUUUGAUCGCUAUGACGAUGAUUUUGAGGAGAUGCCUGGAGGAGGCUUCCCUCAUAUAGAGAUUAACCGGAUGCAUAUUUCUCAGUCUAUUGAGGCGCCUCUGACAAACACCGACACAGCAAUGCUGUCUGGUUCUCUGUCUACGCACAACGGGAGCGGAGGGGGCAACAUCAAUGUGACCGUACGCAGAGUGACAUCAGCUAAAGGCUGGGGAGAGCUGGAGUUUGGUGCUGGAGACAUACUGGGGCCUCUCGUCGGGUUAAAGUUGUUUCGUAACGUUACUUCGCGGUGUUUCCUCACGGCUCAGUGCGGAUUGCAGUUCUCGCCUCGAGGGCUGCGACCGAGCUGUUCUCUGAUGGCGGCGCGUCAUCUGGACCAGAACACGAUGGGUUACCUUCAGUGGCGCUGGGGGCCCAACAGCGCCAUGACCACCAGCCUGGUCAGAGACACAAAGAGGAGCCACUUUACUUUAGCUCUGCAGCUGGGUGUGCCUCAUUCCUAUUUAAUGAUGAGCUACCAGUUCAAGUUCCAGGAUGAGGACCAGACCAAAGUGAAAGGCUCCCUUAAGACUGGCUGGUUUGGUGUGGUGGUAGAGUACGGAGCAGAGAGGAAGAUCAGCCGUCACAGUGUUUUGUCAGCCACUGUCAGCAUCGGCGUCCCGCAGGGAGUCACGCUCAAGAUUAAGUUGUCGCGCGCUAGUCAGACGUACCUGUUCCCAGUCCACCUGACAGACCAGCUGCUGCCUAGUGCUGUCUUCUAUGCCACCGUUGGACCUCUCCUGGCCUACAUCGCCGUCCACAGACUGAUCAUAAUCCCCUACACAAAAGCACAGAAAGAGCAAGAGCUGGAGCUGCAGAGGAAGAGCUCCGCCACAGACAUCGCCAAAAAGAAGCAGGAGGCUGAGACUGCUGUUCUGCUGAUGCAGGAGUCUGUGAGGAGAAUCAUAGAAGCAGAAGAAUCCAAAAUGGGCCUGAUCAUCUUGAACGGCUGGUACGGAAAGUUUGUCUCAGACACCAGCCAGAAGCAGGAAAAAGCCAAGGUGAUUGACGUCACCGUGCCGCUGCAGUGCCUGGUCAAAGACUCCAAGCUCAUCCUCACCGAGGCGUCUAAGGCUGGUCUGCCAGGCUUUUACGACCCCUGCGUGGGAGAGGAAAAAAGUCUGAAAUUACUGUACCAGUUCAGAGGGGUCAUGCAUCAAGUCAUCUCCGCAGACACCGAGCCACUACGGAUACCCAAGCAAUCUCAUAGAAUUGAAUCCGAAUCCUAGGAGCCCUCUGCUGUCGACAUAGGAGGAUUUAACAACUGUGUUCACGGAAGAACCCAAGACUAGAAGGGAUGGAUUAAAAAAAAAA